AUGGGUAGUCGAGGCUCCCCAGGGCAGGGACCCUCGGGUGUGAGAAGUGCCUAUGCCGGGGGAUAUAGCGAGGCGAUCAAAAGACAGCUGGAAAAUUGCGCUCUGCCUGAUAAGAAAUUCCGAAUCCAGUCUGCUUUCUCCAAGCGGCAGCUUGAUGUCCUGCGCAAUGCCAUUGUCGUCCAAGGUCCCAGGGCUGCCACUGCUGGGCACGCCAAAUGUCGAACCUGUGUUGGCGGCCCGACUGUUGAGCUCAGUUGCUGCAUUUGCGAUCAGAUCAAAGGACUGGAAGAGUUUGCCAAGAACCAGCGUCAUAAUCGUGACUCUGCGAGAUGCUUGAACUGCGUGCAGGGCCACGCGGAGACGGAACCCGUUCUCGAGGAAAAUAAACUUAUGACUGAAAGCGAGCAUUCGACGCAAGGAACCAUCACAUCUAGAAGUCAGAUAGAUGACGAGUCGUACUUAGAAUCAACUAGAAGGCUGGCACUUAAUGAAGAAGGCGAUGAUGAAGCUUCUUCUGCCGCCGGCGGCAUUUGGCUGGAAAAAGACCUCGUGAAGCUUACAAGUGAGAGCCGGAGCACCACUUGUCAACUCUCUGCAAUCGAUCCUCUUGGGAACCCGCGUCGUUCUCCAGCAGCCCAGUCAGGAGCUGGUGGCUCCGCUAUCCACAAGGGAUGGGACUCCUGGGGAGUUACUGAUGGUGCCUCCAAAGCUAGCGGAAGCCUUUAUAACAAUUCUAACCCGACUCCUAAAAGAUCCUCCAACUUCGCCAAGGUUCCGGGUAAACGCUUUGAGAAGACCGAUGCUCCGACCAUGCGUACUCCUGAACCCGCCUCUCAGAACGUUGAAUCUGAUAAUGAAGAUGACGAGGCAGGGGUUGAAGACUACCUUUGA
Molecule: messenger RNA, 891 nt
Organism: Aspergillus tanneri
Lineage: Eukaryota; Fungi; Ascomycota; Eurotiomycetes; Eurotiales; Aspergillaceae
Exons: 6
Coding region: 1-891 (296 amino acids)
Source: RefSeq, a predicted model, not a curated record